AGGAGACGGUUGUGGGGAUCGUGCCUGGGCCGGAUCCCGGCUGCUGGAGGGGCGCGGAGACCUGCGAAGGGGGACUGCCGCAGCAUGGCGGCCGGGAGCGCGGCGCCCUGCCCUCCUGCCCGCCGCCGUCGGGACUCCGGGGUUCGCGUGUGCCGGCUGUGAGCCCUCCCUGCCGCCGUCCGCGCGCCGUCCGCCGGCCUCCUCCCCUAGUCGCCUCUGCCAGUCCGGGGUCGGCCGUGUGGGCCGCUCCCCUCGCACCGCGCCCACCCGCCGGGGCCCUGGACCAUGGAGGACGUGAAGCUGGAGUUCCCCUCGCUCCCACCGUGCAAAGACGACGCCGAGGAAUGGACUUACCCUAUGAGACGAGAGAUGCAGGAAAUUUUACCUGGAUUGUUCUUAGGCCCAUAUUCUUCUGCUAUGAAAAGCAAGCUACCUAUAUUACAGAAACAUGGAAUAACUCAUAUAAUUUGCAUACGGCAAAAUAUUGAAGCAAACUUUAUUAAACCAAACUUUCAACAAUUAUUUAGAUAUUUAGUCUUGGAUAUUGCAGAUAAUCCAGUUGAAAAUAUAAUACGUUUUUUCCCUAUGAGUAAAGAAUUUAUUGAUGGGAGCCUACAGAAUGGAGGAAAAGUUCUUGUUCAUGGAAAUGCAGGUAUCUCCAGAAGUGCUGCCUUUGUUAUUGCAUACAUUAUGGAAACAUUUGGGAUGAAGUACAGAGAUGCAUUUGCUUAUGUCCAAGAAAGAAGAUUUUGUAUUAAUCCUAAUGCUGGAUUUGUCCACCAGCUUCAGGAAUAUGAAGCCAUCUACUUAGCAAAAUUAACAAUACAGAUGAUGUCACCACUCCAGAUAGAACGGUCCUUAUCUGUUCAUUCUGGCACCACAGGUAGUUUGAAGAGAACACAUGAAGAAGAUGAUGAUUUUGGAAGCAUGCAAGUGGCAACUGCACAGAAUGGCUGACCAAUGAGGAACAUUACAUAGGAUCUGAAUUCUAUUUGGAAAGGAGAAAAUCCUAGAGAUAAUAAUAUAAAAUGGUAAAAACACAAAUAGUUUCUUUUCAGUUAUAUGUUGCUUCCAGACAUGUUUCUGCAACUUGUUGGGCAACAUUUUAGAAGAUGUUGGACUUUUGCAGUAGAUGGCAUUGAUGGUUUUACUUUUUAAAAAAAUUUACAAUUUUAUUACAAACCAGAAUUUUGGACUUGCAAAGAGGUAUUAUUGCAAUAAUGCACUUUUCAUACUUGAAAUUUAUUUGUAUGAUAUAAAGUUAUUACUUUAAACAAAAUGCAAGUUAGGGGGAUUUGUUUAUAAAUUUGGGGGUAAUUUAUAACAAAAAAAUUUCAUGAGGUUUUGCUAAAAAUUCAUUUUGUGUUCUAUGUGUUACAUUUUAAACAGAAUUUUACAGUUCAGUUUUAUGAUGGAGCCUCUUACAGAAACAUUAACAAAAUGUAGAACUUGGCCCCAUUUUUAGUACAAUUCAAUAACUUAAUCACCUUUUUAAAAAAAACUUUUAGUUCCUUAUUCUUAAAUCAUGACUAGCCAACUACCCUUAUUUUUCUAAUUUAAUUAAUGCUUCCUUUCCAAUAGCCUUCCUAAUUUAUUCUAAAGGAGAAAAAGUUUUAAUGAUCAAAGAAAGAUGUUUUACUUUAAAGGUAGUGUUAGUGUUAGAAUUCCCCAGAGGCUUUUCCUUUUGUUUAUUCUUUAUUUAAGCCAAAUGCUUUAUUUUGUUCUUUUCAGAGUUGCUUAGCCAUUUUUACCUUUGUCCAAAAUGGUUCGAAGUAGACUGUAAUAAACCAAUGUAGCACUAUUUUAUUUCAAAAUGAAGUCCCCCCCCAAACUAAAAGUGCCUUGCAUUAACAAUUAAUCCUCAUGACCUCUAAAUUAGUAUAUAGAACAGUGAAAUUAUUAACAUUUUUCUGUAAUUGCUUGUUUUUAAACCAUAAAUUAAUUUAAACUCAAUCUGUGAAGCUUGAAGAAAUAUUACUGAACUAUUUGGAAUAUAGAACAUUUACUUCUUCAUUUUCUGUUGUCUUAAUGAUUCUGUGAGGUUGUUCCAGCUGACAGCUUUGCUUUGAAGAUGCAUUUAUAGGUGGCUGGCUUUAGUGUAUUGUAAACUACUGUUUUAGUCUGCCGUUCACAUUUAGUUAAUCCAAACUUCACCCAUAAUUUGCAUUAGCAAAGUCACUUUAUGGAUCUUAAGUUUUCCAUGUUAUUUAUAUGUAUAAAAGUUGUUCUACAAAAACCAUUUUGCUAUUUUAAGUGUGAUGUGUGGGAAGGAAGAAGUGUUUUUAACUUUUUGUAGUUGAUAACUUUAGGGUAGCACAAACAACUCCUUUAUAUUUCACUUUCUCAGUCCUCUCUUGAGGUGCUUUACUGAUGGGAAUAAUACCCAUGCAUUUCCUUAGUACCAAGAGGCACUAUGCAGGGUAACUUACUACACCUAGUUACUUGCUUUGCUUUCCUCCGUAUGAUGUAAUACAGGAAAAGCUUUUAUGCAGCAUAGUGGGAGAGUGAAUAUUAGAAUUACUGGCAGAGGUAAUUCCUGUUGACCCAUGUGGAAUUCCUGUUUUGACUGCCCAUCCCUUCUAUCUUACCACUCUUAAAAACAGCAUUGUGAUCCAGUAUUCUGUUGUGUGAUUGGUGUAGUUGUCUAGUUGAGUCAAGAUUGCACUGGUUGUUCAAAAAUUCUAGUUGGUAAAGAACCAGAUACCACAGCUUUCCUGAUACACAUCACUAUUGGACAGGUCAGCAAAGAUCUCUCUUGCAAUCAAAUCAGUCUGUGAUGCUUCACUGAGCAGACAUUCUGUUCAAAAUACUUAAUUUAAAAAU
Nannospalax galili (Upper Galilee mountains blind mole rat) is the source of this 2823-nucleotide messenger RNA. RefSeq names its product serine/threonine/tyrosine interacting protein (gene Styx). The coding region runs from base 286 to 957 and encodes 223 amino acids. Gene Ontology annotation, cellular component: nucleoplasm; cytoplasm. The transcript has 11 exons. Gene Ontology annotation, molecular function: F-box domain binding; protein tyrosine/serine/threonine phosphatase activity. The record is from RefSeq and is a predicted model, not a curated record. Lineage: Eukaryota; Metazoa; Chordata; Mammalia; Rodentia; Spalacidae. Gene Ontology annotation, biological process: negative regulation of SCF-dependent proteasomal ubiquitin-dependent catabolic process; protein dephosphorylation; negative regulation of protein binding.